AUGGUGAGUAAGAGCGCCGAAAAAUCACAACAGCCAACAACUUUUGAAGAUGGCACGUACUUCAUUGAUCAUGGAUUUUGCGGCUCAGACCCUUCUGGAAUUAAAGUAACUAAUAAGAGUGCAAAGAGUAUUCACGUAGCAUGGGACACAACGAAAAUUAACUGUGGCUAUACAAUAACUGGAUACACAGUCUAUUUCAACUCAUUAUCUCCAUUCAAGACUUAUAAAAAGAAAACCGUGAGCGGAGCUACAACGGACAAUGUUGAAAUAUUUCCUAUUAUUCCGGGGUUUAGUUACACCAUAUCUGUAAAAGCUUUAACAGUCAAUGGAGCAGUAUCCAAUCCAACAUUUAUAAAUUACACACAUCCACAUACAAAACCAUCAGCUGCUCCAAGUAAUAUCCAUGCAUCAACCAAAGGUAUAACUUCAUUGACAAUAUCAUGGGAUGCUGUAGAUAUAUUCCACAAGAAUGGAGAUGUCAAAGGAUACAAGGUGUAUUACAGGGGACCUGGUCUUGCAGGAACUAAAUCAGCUAAUGUGAUUGGAGAAUCUAAUAGGCAAUUUACUGUUAGUGGACUUCGACCAAAUGCAACCUAUCAAUUUAUUCUGCAAGUAGUCAACGAUGUUGGACCGGGGAAUUACAGCGGCUUUAUACCUAUUACAACACUCCCACUACCUACAACAACAACUACUACUACAACACCCAUGCCCACCACGACCACUGUCACCACAACGACAACUACGACGCAACCAACAACUACUACUACCACACCAACAACCACGACAACACAGCAAACAACCACGACAACACAACUAACAACCACGACAACACAGCCAACAACCACGACAACACAGAAACCAACCAAACCAACUACUCCCACUACAACUACACAAACAACAACAAGAACCACUAAAGUUAUAACACCAACGAAACAACAAUCAAAGUUAUCUACAUCAACAACACAAGUCACGGCUUUGGAAGAACCUGAGAAGGAUACCAAUAACAUAUUGUUGAUGGUAGGGAUAGCGGCAGGUGCCCUUAUAUUCUUGGCUGUUCUGAUACCCCUCGUCGUAUUUAUGUGUCGUAACUGCUGCUUGAAAGGAGCUGUAUCUCCGGACCAAGAGGAGGAAGAGGUCAAAAAUAAGAUAAAAAAGAAGGAAGCUUUUAGACCGCUGGAUGAGAAUGAAAAUAAAACUGUCACAAAAUAUGACAGAAGGAUGUCGACUGACACGUUGUUAUCCAUUGAUAACUAUGAUAUAGAUGAAGUAAAUGACACGAGGAAAGUGAAAUCUAGACAUCGCAGACUAUCAAAGAGAGCCUUGUCAUAUACAGACGAUAAGAUAGCUGAAGAUGCAAAACAAGUACAAAAUAAUGUACAAGUAGACAAAGUUCCGAUAAUGAGAGUUGAAUCUAUUCAAGAAGUCAAAGAACCAGACCACCAUGAUGACAAGGUCUUUAUUGAUGACAAUGAAAUACGACAGGCUAAAAGCGAUGGAGAGGCAAAUAGCCUGACAGACAAACCACAAGUGACAAGUAACAUUUAUGUUCUUAAUGCAAACAUUCAAACAAAAAUAUUCACGUCAAAGAAAAGUAGAAUAUCGCCUAAUUUUGAAAAAGACUUUUCGUUCAUGCACGAUGCAAUUAAAGAUGAAAGCUCAUUACAUGAUCCAAACGUGAGGAGCGCUACAGCUUUCAAUGUGAUAAAAAAGCCUGCACAAACAACACCAAGAGUGGUAUUAUUUGAACCAUGGUAGUAAAGUGUGUAUCAAAUAAUUGUGCGACAGAUUUUCGCUAGUAUUCUAGUUCCUUCAAGUAAAUACGAUAUGAUCCACGAAAUGCAUUGUAUGAACUAAGUAUUCCAUGAAAGGCAAAAACGACAAUGCGCGUAUUUCAACGUAUAUCUCCAACAGAGAAACAUUGUCAGAAUCAUAUACUAGUUUAAGGCUUUUAAGAGGUAUGUGGAUGCCAUGAAAACUAUUAAAAAAGACAAUAUGAUGAAGCUCUUUAUGAAAUUCAUGUUGAAAAGAUAUCAUGAAUGUGAUUUUAAAUAAUUUAGAUUUUCUUAUUUUACACAUAUUCGUAUUAGCCAUCAAAACGUUAUUCGACGUUUACAUAUAUGCCUCAUUCGAUACAAUAGUCUAAGUAAGGGUAUCAUGCUUUUAAUCUGAACUGAACACAUUAAACUGAUGAAAUUUAUGAAAUAUGAGCAGGCAAUUUGACAAAAAAAGAAAGGUAACAAAAAUAUCCAAAUCCGAUGAAAAAUUCUUAACAGGAAGUUUCUUUUGAUUUCCAGAAAAAAUGGCUAUAUUCCGAUGUUAAUGUUAAUAUGCAUAUAUUGUAUCCUAAUAUCUUGCAGCACACACACACGUGAUUGGACAGUUAUUAAUGAUGACAACUCUGAGUUCUACAAAUUGAAUGUAAUCUUUAAGUAUAUUCAUCUUUUGAAAUGAACUCAACUAUAUCGAUAUUUCUUUGACUUCCUCAUCUUCUUAAAACCAUCUUUUCCAUAAGUUAGAAGCUUAAUACAAGAUCAAGGACAAGCUGAAUAUACAUUCGAAGUGUUUUGAAUAGGUUAACGAAUGUGUAUAUUGAAAUUAACCUACCGUCCCAUGAUCUGCAUUUGGUUGGUUAAAAUAGUUGCACUUCAAAGUAUUAUAAAAAUAGCUCACAUUUUCCGGAAUACUUUAGCGGUAUUUUCUAAGAGAAUGGAGAAAAGUUUAAACACAUCAAUGCAAGUAGCCUAUAUAAAAUUUGGCUAUACGAUUAGAUAAAGCAAUUAUCUUCAGCGGCCAAUUGGUCUUAGUAUUUUAUGUACAGUGAUCACUUGCCCAUCAGCACUGAGGGUGUGCGUUCGAUCACCACUCAUUACAAGCUGCCCUGGACUCGGAUUUAAUUUUCAAAGGUUGGACGGUUUUCGUGUCGGAGAUAAGUAUUCAAACCGAAUGAAAUAAUUUUCUACACUAAUAAAAACUGGCAAUCAUUUCGAAAUUAUAACUUUUUGGCGUUCAUCAUCAAUCAAUCAAUCAAUAUAGUAGGUACGUAUCUUCUGUUCAUAUUUGUGUAAUGUGUACAUCCGAAUUACUUUUAAGUUACCCAUUUGUGUUUUGUAUUUUGGAUUCCUGAUAACUAGUCUCUUUAAUCAUUUUAUUAACACCCAGAUAGUUUGCAGUGGGUUACCCAUCUUAUGUAUAUAAUGUUUCCAUCAUUUAUAUUCAUUCUAUAAUAAUGAACCAACAUUUCCUGUUUAUUUGUUUAUUUACAUUGUCAUAUCCAUGAAAUGAAUUCAUAAGUCAACAUUGCAAUUAUUUGUAAAUCAUCUCAUCUAAGUUUAUACAUAUGUUUCGCCAUCAGGCCUAACGUCAUUUAUAUUCAUUUCAUCACCAUGAACCAUCAUUGCUUGUCUAUUUAUUUAUUUAUUUGUUGACAUUGUCAUCACCAUAUAGCAUAUUGAUAAUUCAACAUUGUUAUUAUUUGUCAUUUAUUUUAUC
This is a messenger RNA of Mytilus trossulus (common blue mussel), 3489 nucleotides long. RefSeq names its product mucin-2-like. Gene Ontology annotation, biological process: cell-cell adhesion. The transcript is spliced from 7 exons. The record is from RefSeq and is a predicted model, not a curated record. NCBI's taxonomy places the organism in Eukaryota, Metazoa, Mollusca, Bivalvia, Mytilida, Mytilidae. Bases 1 to 1755 code for a protein of 584 amino acids. Gene Ontology annotation, molecular function: protein binding.